AUGCAACUGAAGGGUAGCUAUGGUGCAACUUUGAGUCGAGCUACUGUGAAGCACCUGAAACUCAACCUACCCCUCUCCAACCCCCCUGCUUUUGCGAUGGCGACUGUCGCGCGCGUUGCGGCGGCGCUGCUGAUGCUCGCAGCCGUUGGGCCCGUUGGGAGCGGGGCUUUAGCGAGGGAGAGGGCGGGCGAGGUGGUUGGGGCAUGGCGGCAAAAUGGCUCGGACGCUGAGGCGCGGGAUGACCGUGCAUGGCGCGUGGGUAGGAACGGCGAUGCCUGGAGGGGGCUGGCGGAUGGACAAGGCAGUGAGGGGGGCGGUGGCAGUGAGGGGGGCGGUGGCAGUGAGGGGGGCGGUGGCAGGUACGACGACGACAGCAGCGACGGGCGUGAGGACAUGCACGUGGGCGCGCGUGGCGGCAUGGCGGGCCCUGGGGUGUGGGUGGACGGAGUUAAACGGCACACACGGCCGGCAGGGGACAGAUGCUGGAGCAAAUGGGAGAUGCACAUGUAUGUCACGCGCCCUGACCGCCAGCUGCCGCCAUCCAUGGCGUUGAGGCGGCGUCUGUCGGAGUACCGUCGGAUGCACCGCCGCUGCACGCAGAUCCACCACUGGCUCGCCUUCUACCGCAGCCCGUACAUGGGAUGGAAGGAUGGAGUUGAUGGGCUGGGGAGCUGCAAGUAUCUCUUCUUCAUGCCGCCCACCUACCAUGGCAUGGGCAAUCGCAUAAUGGCGCUCAUCUCGGCCUUCAGCUACGCGCUGCUGACGAACCGCACGCUCAUCAUUCCGCCCGACUCCUUCCUCUUCCGCUUCUUCUGCGAGCCCUUCCCCGCCACCUCCUGGACCAUCCCUCUCGAUGCCUUCAACACCAUAUCGCAGACGGUGCACCGGUCGCUGGCGCGCAACCGAGGCCUCGUCAAUGGAUGGGACGGGCAUGACGUCAGCAUGCACAUGUCAUGGGACUCCAAGGCGGACACGUGGGGCAUGUUCUGUGAGGCGGAGCAGCAGGAGAUGGCGACGGCGCGCUUUGCCACGCUCUACACCGACUACUUCCUCGUGCCACACUUCUACCUCGUGCCCUCGCUGCAGGUGCAGCUGGAAACUCUCUUUCCCGAUCGACGAGUCUUCACCCACCUUUCGAGGUACCUGCUGCACCCCGCCAACUACCUGUGGGAUCGCAUCAUGCGCCUCUACCACGGCCACCUCGCCCACCACUCCCUCACUGUCGGCCUUCAGAUCCGGGCAUUCGAGGAGACAGAGGAGGAUCUGAUGGUGAAUGUGUUUGAGUGCGCCACCAACAUCGCCAGAGUGCUGCCACCUGUCAUGCCCACCGACCAAUGGCGCCAAACCGCUGCCUCUGUGACGGAGGAGGCGCUGCGGGGCGUGCGCGGGCGAAGCAUCGGCGCGCUGGUGGUGUCGCUGAACCCCACGCACGGCGCCAAGCUGCGCGACCGCUACGUGCUGGGCAAGCCGCUGGACGGCAGCACUGUGUCCGUCUUCAGUGUGAGCGGGGAGGGCGUGGAGAAGCAGGAGGACCAGCUGCAGUACGAGCUCGCCGUCACUGAGAUGUGGCUCCUCGCCUUCUGCGACGUGCUGCUGGUGACAGACACGUCCACGUUUGGGUACGUGGCGGCAGGGGUGGCGGGGGUGACGCCCUACACCAUGAACGUGGCCAAUUGGAAGCACAGCGACUGGCGCUCCAACGGCCGCCUCGCCUGCAUGCUCGGCUCCUCCGAGCCCUGCUACGUGCACCCCGUGCAGGAGCGCUUGCUGUGUCCCGGAGAGCCAGAGAAGCGGCCGCUGGAGAACAUACCACAGACGCGCGCGUGCCACGCCACGGGCGUAGGGCUCACCACCAACCUGCCGCCGCUGCCGCUGCCCUCGCAGCACGACGGGUGGGAUGGCGCACAGCAAGCUCCACCACGUGCCUUUCAUGGCCCUGUGGCUGCUGUUCCUGCUGCUGCCGCUGGUUCUGCUGCUGGCAUGGGUGGAGGGUCAGCAACAGCAGCGUGGGGAGGGCGAGAGGGUCAAGGGCGGGGUGAGCGGCGGGUAGGGGAGCAGGGAGCAGGGGGUGCAGCGGAUGGUGACUCCUAUUAUCUGGAGGAGGAGCACGCCUGA
Molecule: messenger RNA, 2115 nt
Organism: Closterium sp. Yama58-4
Lineage: Eukaryota; Viridiplantae; Streptophyta; Zygnematophyceae; Desmidiales; Closteriaceae
Source: the annotation of a GenBank genome assembly